Messenger RNA from Branchiostoma belcheri (Belcher's lancelet), 1595 nucleotides. RefSeq names its product beta-1,3-galactosyltransferase 1-like. The record is from RefSeq and is a predicted model, not a curated record. NCBI's taxonomy places the organism in Eukaryota, Metazoa, Chordata, Leptocardii, Amphioxiformes, Branchiostomatidae. Gene Ontology annotation, molecular function: hexosyltransferase activity. The transcript has a single exon. Gene Ontology annotation, cellular component: membrane. The coding region runs from base 150 to 1325 and encodes 391 amino acids.
UUUAAGGGAUGUAAGCUCACAAAUUUAAAGACCAAACGCGCCAACAAGACCGCCGGCCUCAACACUAGACUUUUCUAACCCUGCAAGCGCACACUUGCGUUUCAAAAACUUCUUCGCACCUAAAAUCAGGUUUCCAGAAGUCAAAAAUCAUGCUGCCGCUCUACAAGGAGAAACAGAUAUCUCCCUCCGUUGUUUGCACUCUUUUGCAAAACUCGAGGAAGGCGAAGACUAUAGUUCUGGUGUUUGUGCUACUGUGGCUGCUGCUUGGUGUGUGGCUGUUGUACACGUCCUACUUGUCCAAGGGAAGUUUCAGACUGGAGGACCUGCACCCGUUCAAGCGCGGUAGAGAGGGUUCGGACCAAGAACAACACGAAGAGUCGGAGAUUCACCCUAUCCUAGCGCGGGCCUUGCACAUGAAAGAUGACGGACAUGGGCUCGAAGUUGGAGCGAACGUCGCGCACAGGUACACCGAAGGGCAAGGCGGUUCGACCCCCUGGUCUCUCUCGCCUCGUACGGAACUGUGCAAAGGUCAGGAUUUCGCUUUACUCGCGUUGGUAGAAACUUCUCCGCACCGUUUCCAACAGCGCGCGGUCAUCCGGCGGACUUGGGGACAGAGCAACGCGGGAAAAAGCGAAGAAGAGAACGUAAAAUGGCAGGUUGUGUUCGUCAUGGGUUCGGCGCCAGACGUCAUGACGGAGGAAAGACUUGUAGACGAAUCUUUGCAGUACAACGACAUUCUUCAAGGAAAGUUUGAAGACCACAGAGAAGAAGACAACCUGAAGGUAACUUUGGGUUUUAAGUGGGUGAACAGUACGUAUUCUAACGGCAGUUGUGUGCCUAGCUUUGUUCUCAAAACGGAUGACAACGUUCUUGUCAACAUGAAAGUCUUGGCACCCUGGGCACGAGACGCUCACGAAAUCUCGCAGCAUCUCUUCAUGGGUCACGUGCUUCGCGGCGGACGGCCGAGCAGGGACCAAUCAGAACCCAGAUACAUCUCAGAAGCAAAAUAUCCAAGGGACGACUUUCCGAACUUCGCACAAGGGCCAGCAUACAUGUUCUCAUUGGACGUCGUCAUCAGAAUGGUGAAGGCAUUUCGAGCCUUCGAACACAUGACGCCAUUUCCGUUCGAGGACGUGUACCUGGGACUUUUGGCGGAGUAUCUCCGGGUGGUUCCGAUUCACGACGACCGCUUCGUGGUCAUGAAGAAGCCGAAGAACACGUGCCUGUACCGGCGGAUGACGUUCAUCUAUGACGUCAGUCCACAGGAAAUGCUCAGUCUCUACCACAUCAUUGAGUCCGAUGACGUCGACUGCAGAGAAAUUUGAAACUAACCGAGCAACCGUUCUACGGACCGAUCGUGACUGUCAAUCAUAAUUAGUAGUUAACCAAUGAUAGCAUUACAGUUAGCGGUUCAACCAAUGAUAGCAUUAGAAUUGGCGGUUCAACCAAUGAUUGCAUUGCAUAAACGGUACCAAUGAUAGCAUUGCAAUUGUACGGUUUUACCACUGAUAACAUUCCAGUUAGAAGUUCAACCAAUGAUAUUGUAGUUAGCGGUUCAACCAAUGAUAGCAUUGCAAUUAUCAGUUCAACAUUAC